GUUCAAUAGAAUUUAAUUUUUUUAUACUUCCUUUGCUUCCAGUCUUUUAAAUACAAUUCUUUAGGGAGAAUUAGCAAAUAUUCAUUCUGAACGUUGAUUUCUCAGGAACAGAGUAGCUGGGAGGAAAGAGAAAGCAGAGGGGUGACUUUCCAUGCCCCAUGAAAGAGUGAGCAUACAUUAUUUUGUUUGGGGCUGUGAGCUAAGGUUUCUUCUAAGGCAUGUGAAUUGUAAAGUUCUGAUUUGUCAACUGCAUGCUGUUUCUUUAGGCACUGAUGUAUGAAAUCCCUCACGAAUUCUCCGAUGAGCAUACUGCUAAUUGCUUCUCCACCUGCUCUCCAACCUCCUCCACCCCACCCCCUCCACUCCCAAUUCAGCCUGUAAGUGUCCGUCAUUGGAGAUGGAUGGUGACACAUGCAGUAAUAGCAAUUCAUAAAAGCCAGUUCCAGCCCUUGUCUUUAAACCUCCUGGAUUUUCCACUGCCUGCUUUUGUGUAAGUGAAGUGGAUGGAAGUGCUACUGGCAUCAGAAUCCACCUCCCUAUGCUCCGUUGCAAGAGCUCAGUUGUUCGGCUGAAGCUGAGCUGAACAGAAGCAUUGGAUCUGAGCUGAAUUGUGGCUGUUUUUUCUUCCCCACCCCCUGGAUGGAGGGGUGGGUUAGGGGUAGUGUGUAGUGGGAUUUGGGGUGCUUUGGCUUUUCUUUUUGUAGGGAGAAGAGGGUAAGAAUAACUCACAGGAUACAACGUAAAACAGUUCUCUGAAGAGUGACACAAUGUUCCUGGUACAAUAUACAGCUGAUAAUAGUAGAACUCUGAAUGUGGAGUCCACUGCAAUGACACUACCUAUGUCUGAUCCAACUGCAUGGGCCACAGCAAUGAAUAAUCUUGGAAUGGCACCAAUGGGAAUUGCCGGACAACCAAUUUUACCUGACUUUGAUCCUGCUCUUGGAAUGAUGACUGGAAUUCCACCAAUAACUCCAAUGAUGCCGGGUUUGGGAAUAGUACCUCCACCAAUUCCACCAGAUAUGCCAGUAGUAAAAGAGAUCAUACACUGUAAAAGCUGCACGCUCUUCCCUCCAAAUCCAAAUCUUCCACCUCCUGCAACCCGAGAAAGACCACCAGGAUGCAAAACAGUAUUUGUGGGAGGCCUGCCUGAAAAUGGGACAGAGCAGAUCAUCGUGGAAGUGUUUGAGCAGUGUGGAGAAAUCAUUGCUAUUCGGAAGAGUAAAAAGAACUUUUGUCACAUUCGCUUUGCUGAGGAGUAUAUGGUGGACAAAGCACUUUAUCUGUCUGGUUACCGUAUUCGCCUAGGCUCUAGCACUGACAAGAAAGACACUGGCCGGCUCCAUGUUGAUUUUGCACAAGCUCGAGAUGACCUGUAUGAGUGGGAAUGUAAGCAGCGUAUGUUAGCAAGAGAGGAGCGCCAUCGUAGAAGGAUGGAAGAAGAAAGAUUGCGCCCACCAUCCCCACCCCCAGUGGUCCACUAUUCAGAUCAUGAAUGCAGCAUUGUUGCUGAAAAACUGAAAGAUGAUUCCAAAUUCUCUGAAGCUGUGCAGACCUUGCUCACCUGGAUUGAGCGAGGAGAGGUGAAUCGCCGCAGUGCCAACAACUUCUACUCCAUGAUCCAGUCGGCCAACAGCCACAUCCGCCACCUGGUGAAUGAGAAAGCUGCCCAUGAGAAAGACAUGGAAGAAGCAAAGGAGAAGUUCAAACAGGCCCUUUCUGGAAUUCUCAUUCAAUUUGAGCAGAUAGUGGCUGUGUAUCAUUCCGCCUCCAAACAAAAGGCAUGGGACCACUUCACAAAAGCCCAGCGUAAAAACAUCAGUGUUUGGUGCAAACAAGCUGAGGAAAUUCGCAACAUUCAUAAUGAUGAACUAAUGGGAAUCAGGAGAGAAGAAGAAAUGGAAAUGUCUGAUGAUGAAAUAGAAGAGACAACAGAAACAAAAGAAACUGAAGAAUCAGCCUUAGUAUCACAAGCAGAAGCUCUGAAGGAAGAAAAUGACAGCCUCCGUUGGCAGCUCGAUGCCUACCGGAAUGAGGUAGAGUUGCUAAAGCAAGAACAAGGGAAAGCCAUCAGAGAAGAUGACCCAAACAAGGAGCAGCAGCUGAAACUCCUGCAACAAGCCCUGCAAGGAAUGCAACAGCAUCUAUUCAAAGUCCAAGAUGAAUACAAAAGGAAAGAAGCUGAACUCAAAAAAUCAAAGAUGACAAGCUACAGGUGGAAAAAAAUGUUGGAAAAUAUCAAAGAAAAGGAAAGCUGUGCUUCUAGAUUGUGUGCAUCAAGCCAGGAUAGCGACUACCCUCUUGAGAAGACCCUGAACAGCAGUCCAAUCAAAUCUGAACGUGAAGCAUUGCUAGUGGGGAUUAUCACCACAUUCCUUCAUGGUCAUCCAUUUGGAGCCAGCAUUGAAUACAUUUGUUCCUACUUGCACCGUCUUGAUAAUAAGAUCUGCACUAGUGAUGUAGAAUGUCUCAUGAGUAGACUCCAGCACACCUUCAAGCAGGAAAUGACUGGAGUUGGAGCGAGCCUGGAAAAGAGAUGGAAAUUCUGUGGCUUUGAGGGCUUGAAACUGACCUGAAUCCCUUCGCUUAACAACUUGGGAUCCUGAAAACAAACGUGUGUUGGACAAGCUUAGAAAGUGAUUUGUAUUUUCAAUGGUUUUUAAGUGGAAAUUGCUUUAAAUUUGUCAAUUCAUUCCUGGAUAAGGAUCCUAGAACAGCACCUCGAGCUACAGGCCCUAAAAAGAAAUUGACUCAAACCUCAAGUGCUGUAACUUCCUCCCCUUUUUGUCAAUUGGUUGUCUUUUUUUAUUAAUAGUAUUGAAAAAGUCCUGAGGCUGAAAAGUGGUUUCGGGUAUUUUCUGUGUCUAUACCAUAGUUGUAUACUCAGGUAUUUUUUUAAACACUGUUAACUGAAAUGUUUUAUUUUGUGUGUGUGAUUUCUGUUGCAAAACUUCUUGUCACAUUAAUAUCGCUACUGGUGAGAAGAAGGAGAGGAGCACUAGGUACUCUGUAUAACUGACAUUGUCCUUGCAGCCCCCAGUAGGCCAAUAAAUGAAGAACAAACACAUCAGUGUCUUCUAGAAGGUGCUUGACCACAUUCACCUUUUAAAAGAAAAAGCAUGGUUUGUGGCUUUUUGCGAAAUUACUAUGAACCAACGUUAAGAAAUGUUCCAAAGUUAUUUUCUCUGGUAUAUCAGAUAAAAGGUCUAUUUCAGAAUUAAAAAAAAAAAUCUAGAUGUAUUUGCAGAAAGUAUCCUGUAUGAUUGGCAUGUCUGUGCUAUUCAGAAUCAUCUUGUAAAUAGUCUGCUUUUAAAGAAGGGCAUGUUUAGUUUUCUAUGAAUUAAGACACAGACACACACACACACACACACACCCCUGCACUCACAUUAGCAGAAGGGAUUUAUUUUAAUAUUCUUUCCUCUCUGGCCUUCUUAAAAACUCUGUUGUUCCCUCUUCUUCUGACGUCAGUGUAUUGAAUUGCAAACUGUAUACUGCUAUAAAUACUAUGUUUACUUCAUUCCGAAUGUUUGCAAAGAGUUGAUAUAAGUAUUAAUAAGAAUGAGUAUUAAUAAGAAUGGGCCACAUUGUGUGAGGCUUCUUGCAAAUAGUUCAGUACUACCUGGGGUGCUCUUUCCUGGGGACACCUCCAAUUCUGUGGUACCCAUUAGAAGAGUGCAAAGACAGAGUGUGAGUGGACAAGUCAGGAAGUUCUGUGUGGUAGAAAAGAAGAGGAAAUGGCAAGGGUUUGGGGCUAAUAUCCUGAUACAGAUUUGAUCUUUUUGAGUGUAUGGUGGUGAUGCAUAUAGUAACAUAAGCAUGACCUCCCUUAAGUCUCUAUUCAAAAUCAGAGAAUGAAAUGAGUAAGCAAAGCCAAUGGAGAGUAUUUCAGGAAAAUACUUUGUAAAUGAGAUGUCAGUAGUGUUCAAAGUUGUAUUUUUAAAAGAUAAAUAUUCCUUUUCUAUACCUUAUUUUUGUUUUCUAUUUUGAAUAAUUUGCUCUCUAAGUAAUCCUUCAGUAGGUCAUCUCAAUUUCUUCCUUUGGGUUACCAGGAUGUUGGAAGAUGAUGCUAAACCUGUCUUGGCAACUAGAAAUAGGAUUCCACAGCAGCUCAUUCAUGCUGAAAGUUGGCUUCCCCCUCAAACACACAGCUGAGGCAUCAUCAGGAAGCCAGGGUUAUUUUUACACUGAAACCUCUGUCACCAAUACUACAGAAGGCUUUGAUUCAUUGGUCACAGGGGCUCCUGGAAUGCCUUAUAUUACUAGUAUCUGUGAAAUCAAGGUGAAUUUUCCACUUAAUUAUUCCUUAUUUAAAUGAGUUAAAUAAAAUGAAAUUUUAAAGCAACAACGGCCAUACCCAAACACUUUGCUCUCUUUCACUUAAUCUAUUUGUACUACAGAUUGUUUCUAUUAUUAGUCCAAGUGCACUCCGUUCAACCUGCUUAAUUACACUAGUCCAGGAUUGUUAUAAUAUAUAAAAAUAGAAUAUGUUUGCGUUAUAUCGCAUACUCAAAUUGUGGUACAUACCAUCUCACGAAGUCCUUUCCAUUCACCAAAAAAAUCUGUGAAUGAAACUAUUUUUCCUUGCAAAUUUCCAAUGUUUUUUAUGGUUCUGUUGUUGCUCCAGAAUUUUGAAAUCUUACUGUUUUGUUGUUUUUAUGAGAUACAGUAGUUAGAUUUUUCCAGAUAAUAGUGAAUAGACACAUUCUUUUAUUUUAUAAAUGGUUGUUUCAUCUCCCUUCCUAGUCCUGUGACCUCUCCAGUUUGAGUUUCUCAGUAUUACCUAGUUGCUUGUUAAAUGUCUCAAUGCAAAUGAAAAAACUAUUUUUCAGAAAAAAAAUAGACACAUAUCUAUAUUCAAGUCAUAGAUUUUUUAAAAAAAUUUAGGCCCAAAUAUGUACCCUUUGUGUAUAAUGCAGAAUAAACUGCACAGGAUAGAUACACAAGACCUUCUGACCCAUCUGGUAGACCUAUGUGAACCCUUGGGUUUCUCAGCUGUCCCCAGACAGUCCAUUGGAUAGACCUCAUUUCACUUUUCACCACAAUUGCAACCAUCUUUUGAGCACCUACUGUGCCAUCAUGCUGCCUAAAGUCACUUCCUGCCUAUCUGUCUUUAGGCAAGUUACACAAACACAAUGAAAGCUUCAGUUUCCUUGUAGGUAAUAUUAAGGAGAAACAGUACUCACCUCACAGAGUCAUCAUAAAGCUUAAACAAGGUAACAUCUGUAAAUUGUCCAGGCCAGUGGAACAAUAAAGAGUUAUAAUUAUGAUUAUAAUUCAGCUAAAAUUAACUAUGUCAUCACCUUAUCCUCAUUUUAAAAAUGAUUUUUGUGUUCACACCUAGAUUGGUGAGCUACCUCAUAUUGCUGGGCCUCAAGAAAUGAAAUUCAACUGUACAAAUGUAUCCCAAAUAUUUACUGUAUUCCAGAUGCUGCCAGGCUUUGGAAUACACUGUGGGAUACAAAAGGACUGUGGCUGGUCCUUGUCCUCAAGGAGCUAGAAGGGUAGUCUUUAACAUACUGAACUUAAAUCCUUCAUCAUUUAGGCAAAAUCCAUAAAAGGUCAGAGUGAGAAUGUUCAGUGUUAACCAACCACGGAUAAUGUAGAUACAGUAGUAAUGAGGUCUUGCUCUUGAGACCUGAAUUGUCUUUGCCCCACCCCCACCCCCCUCAACCUGUCCGCAGAGUGUAAGCUCCAGGAGAGUACCGUCCUCUUUGUCUUCUUCAUUGCCACAUUCCCAUAACCAGGUGCAUUGUAGGUGCUCAGUAAGUGUUUGUUAAAUGAAUAUUUGAGUAGCACUCUAUACAAAGAACUUUCCUGUGCACUAAUAAUAAAAACUAAUGUUGAUUAGCGAUUCCUAUUUACCAGGAAAUAAAUGCAUAUGUAUGUGCGCAUGUAUGUAUGCAUGUAUGCGUAUAUAUAUACAUAUAUAUAUGUAUAUGUAUAAAAUCAUUAAUUUGCUACAACUGUGAAAGGUAAGUGGUAUUAUCCUAUGUUUCAGCUGAGAGUCAGAGACAUAAAGUAACUUGCUUAAGUUUCUAAGCGAUAGACAUGAGAUUUGCAUCUUGGUCUGUCUGACUGCAAACUCAAAACUCUUUCUACUGCUCCAAUAUUUCACUUAACCUUCAUAUCAACCUAAUUAUAAAUAUUACUAUAAAGCCCACAUUAUUCAUUCAAGUGCCAUUAUAGAGCACCUAAUGCGUGCAAGCUUUAUACCUAGAAAUUCAAAGCUGAAUUAAACAUGGUCCCUUCCCUCAAGAGUUUACACACUGGUAUGGAUGCCUGCUAAGUGAUACAAUCAUGUACAAGUUGCUGCAGGAGGAACCUCAUGAUAUUAGGAAGCUUGAAUAUGGAUAAGAGAAGAAAACAGGCUCAGAAAGGUUAAAUUACUUGCCCAAGGUACACAACAAGUAUGUGGCAAAGCCCAGGAUUUGAACCCACGUCUGCCUGGCUUCAACUUGUGUUGUUUGUAUGGAGUCAUGGUGCCCAAGGGCACAUUCUGACUGAAACCUAAAACAAGUUACUUAACCUCUCCAGGCCUUUGUUUCUUCAUCUCCACAGCAGGAAUCUAAUUAUACUUCACUCAAAGGGUUGUUAAGAGCAUUUUCUCAAUGUAAAGUGCCCAGUACUAUGCCUGGCAAAGUAAAUGCUUGAUAAAUAGCUCAAAUUAUUAUCAACUAAUAGUCAUAUUAACAAUGCCCUAAUGACACCAGAGCUACCUUUCUAGUUUUGAGGAUCCCAUAAGACCACACUUAAGGGUACACCCUUGAGGGUAACUAUGGAGACCUGCUGGCUCAGAGAAAUUCAGGAGAUUUUACUUCACAAUGCUCAAUCAGAGGUAGGUAAUGUCUUGGUCCAAGCCUGACAUCAGGAGGAAACUUUCUUCUGUUGUCUUAUGAUAUAUUCUCCAGUAUCCUUCCAAUUCCAUCCUGUUGCAUCACAGGACAGACCACAUCCCAUUAACAAAUAUGCCAUAGGGGCCUUAUCUUCUCUCUCAUAUCCCAAGAUCCAAAACAUCAUCCAAGUCUCUCAAGUUUAGCAGUCAACUUGAAGACCUCAGCUUGCUUAAAUAUUCUAUCCAGGAAGAAGAUCUCAAAAGCAUACUGAAGCAAUUAGGGCAACAGAAGGAACAAAAAGGAAUUGAUUGCGGGUAGGUAUGAGCAUUCAAAGCUAUAGAUCCUUAUGGAGAGGAUAUGAGAUCUUGGAUGGAAAAUGGAAUGCAGGACAUAUUAAAGAGUGUUCUCCCCCACUGCAUUCACUCCAUGUCUGUUUGAAUUUUAGACUACUGUUAAGAUUAAUAUUCAUCCUCUGAAGCACCAGACCCCUACAACCUUAGCUCAUUAAUAUUCCCCUUAGUAAACACCUUAUAUGUGUAUGGUACUUUAAAGUUUUCAAGUCAACCAUGUACACAUUUUAUGUCAUUUGAUGUUCACAACACCCCAUGGUCUAGCAGGGACAGAUGGUACCCUCAUCAUUACUGCAGCCACGGAAAACAAGUCUUAGAAGGAUGAGCAACCAUACUCUAGGUCACUCAGCUAAGAUGAUGGUGGAGCUGAGAUGAGAAGGCAGGACUCCUGAGUCUUUCCAAAUUCCACCCUCUACACUUCUAGCUUCAGCCUAGUGUGGCUAAGAGGAUAUAAAGCAGAGAUUCUUAACAGUUUUUAGUGAUGUGGUGGUUUGAAGCUGUAUGUACCCCAGAAAACAUGAUCUUACAUUAAAUCCACUCCUGUUGGUGUGAAACCAUUGUAAGUAGGACCUUUUGAUGAGGCUACUUCGUUAAGGUGUGGCCCAACUCCGUCAGGAUGUGUGUUAAUCCUAUAACUAGAGUCCUUCAUAAGGGAAUGAAAUUCAGACACAGAGAGAAAGCCACAGAAGUAAGAAGCUGAAAACAAUGAAACCGGGAAGAGAA
Molecule: messenger RNA, 7903 nt
Organism: Choloepus didactylus (southern two-toed sloth)
Lineage: Eukaryota; Metazoa; Chordata; Mammalia; Pilosa; Megalonychidae
Gene: ENOX2
Product: ecto-NOX disulfide-thiol exchanger 2
Exons: 13
Coding region: 768-2573 (601 amino acids)
Biological process (GO): ultradian rhythm
Cellular component (GO): plasma membrane; external side of plasma membrane
Molecular function (GO): protein-disulfide reductase activity; RNA binding
Source: RefSeq, a predicted model, not a curated record